AAAAUAAUACAGACUCAUGUGAUAAAAAUCUACAAUAUUUCUAUACUUUGAACUUUUGAUUAUAAGUUUACUGAAUUAAAGUGAGAUCUAACAACUACUAUGACUGCAGUAUUGGGAAAUUAUUUUCAAGGACUGCUAUCAAAUAUUGAUGGUGGAUUAGCUUUCUUUGUUACAGAUCGCAAUGGUGUUCCAAUUGUAAAAAUAACAAAUUCAAAGUGUCCUGAAUCAGCCACUAGAGCAAGUUUUCUUUCCACUUUUGCUGCUGCCACUGAUCAGGCUAGCAAGCUUGGGUUAUCUAAAAAUAAGAGAAUGAUUUGUAUGUAUUCAUCAUACCAAGUAGUUAUGUUUAAUUAUUUGCCAAUCGUGGUAACAGUGAUUGCUGAUUCAUCUGCUAACACAGGAAUGAUUCUUGAAAUGGAAACCGAAUUUUCAGAUGUCAUCGAAAAGAUGAAGUCAACGAUCCUUGUAAAAAACUAAAUAAAUAAAAUUUUUAAUAUAAACA
This is a messenger RNA of Hydra vulgaris (swiftwater hydra), 502 nucleotides long. RefSeq names its product ragulator complex protein LAMTOR3-A. The record is from RefSeq and is a predicted model, not a curated record. Lineage: Eukaryota; Metazoa; Cnidaria; Hydrozoa; Anthoathecata; Hydridae. Gene Ontology annotation, cellular component: Ragulator complex. Gene Ontology annotation, biological process: positive regulation of TOR signaling; cellular response to amino acid stimulus.